Molecule: messenger RNA, 1282 nt
Organism: Cryptomeria japonica (Japanese cedar)
Lineage: Eukaryota; Viridiplantae; Streptophyta; Pinopsida; Cupressales; Cupressaceae
Exons: 2
Coding region: 205-993 (262 amino acids)
Source: RefSeq, a predicted model, not a curated record
CAAUUUCUCUGAGAAUUGGGAAAAAAAUAGCUCAGAGAGCUUAGAAGAAACCAACAAACAAAGCAAUAUAAAAACUGGUUACACUCAUAUCAUGCAUACAGCUAGUUAAUACAAUGUUCCUGGAAUAAGUUUUUUCACAUGGAAGAAGGGAAGGAGAACUAUUGAAGUUUUCUUGCAUGAACUAAAAAAAGGUUCAGGCAGGUCAUGGGGUGCGGUCACUUCGAUUUGAGGGUUUUUUACGUGAAGUUCAGUAGCUGUUCAUCACCAUUACCACAGCUUUUAACAUUUCGUAUUACACCCCAAAAUGCAGAGACAACUGCAGUUGAAGUAAAUAGGAAGAGGUUCUUUUUUUCAAAAAAUAGUUUUGUUUCCUUGUCUCUCUGUAGAAAUAGGGUGGACAAAGAAUGUGAAGAAGCAACUUUUGUGGGUACUGACAGUGUUCGAAGUACAGGAGCUCUGGAGUUUCAAGUGUAUGAUAAGGAAAACAUUUUAGUUUGUGGGAUUUUAGAGGGGUUUAAGAAGGGGUGCUGUAUGGAUUGUUAUUCUGCUCUGGGGCCUGCAGAUUGGGGUUAUUUGAGAGGGACCAAGAGUUUUGUUGAGGUUUAUGUGGCUGGGAGCUUUUCUGGUUGCCCUCUAAUCUUGACAAAGACUGUACAACUUAUUGCCAGGAGAAAGAUUUCUUUGGAUGCAAUUCCAGAGCACGAGGAUACUACCCAAGACAUCCUGGAUGGAAAUCUUCACAAUGAUCAUCAGAUACCGGAAGACAGGGCUUAUGGAGAGUUUUAUGAAAAAAACGAAGAGAGUGUGAGCAGCAUGUAUUCAAGGAGCACAUAUGUGGAAACUGAUGAUAGCGAGCUUUCAUGGUUCAAUGCUGGUGUGAGAGUGGGUGUAGGGAUUGGCUUGGGAAUGUGUCUUGGUAUUGGAAUUGGUAUUGGACUUCUUGUACGCACAUAUCGAUCAACUACCAAGAAUUUCAGGAAGCGACUUUUAUAGUGAUUAACAACUAACCAGUGUGACUUUAUAAACAUAAAUUUCUACGGCUCAUAAUAUUUUUAGUUUAUUUAGUUUAUUUUCUUGAAUCUAAUUUUAUAGAUUUUUAAUGUCUAACGUUUCGGAUCAAACUCUAUGUUCCAUCACAAGCGAGAGACAACGUGAGAAGAAAAAGUGUGACUUUGUUACAAUCAUGAAUCUAUAUGUAAUUGUGACUAACUUUCUGAGGUCUCUAUUUUGAUGAACUUUUUGAAAGAGUUUUCACUACCUUGAAGUUUUUAUAAUACUCUAA